This is a messenger RNA of Nanorana parkeri, 1921 nucleotides long. It is a transcript of the gene PXYLP1, whose product is annotated as 2-phosphoxylose phosphatase 1. Gene Ontology annotation, biological process: glycosaminoglycan biosynthetic process; dephosphorylation; chondroitin sulfate proteoglycan biosynthetic process. The transcript is spliced from 6 exons. Gene Ontology annotation, molecular function: phosphatase activity. The record is from RefSeq and is a predicted model, not a curated record. Gene Ontology annotation, cellular component: Golgi apparatus. The coding region runs from base 52 to 1557 and encodes 501 amino acids. NCBI's taxonomy places the organism in Eukaryota, Metazoa, Chordata, Amphibia, Anura, Dicroglossidae.
UGUUUAACAGAAGACAUGACACCAUGAAGACGACAUAGACGGUACUGAAGAAUGCUUCUCCGAAACCGAUUUCUUUUACUGUCGGCUCUGGCUGCACUUCUGGCCUUCCUAAGUCUUAGUCUGCAAUUCUUCACCAGAUGGUUGCCUGUCAGUAUGCAGCUUAACUCUCAGUCACACAUGCUCCCAGGGUUUCCUGUGCGGUUGAUACCAGCCGGUCCGGGAAGAGGGGAUGGGCUUAGUGCUAAGAACAGGAAGAGGAUCAUGCCUGACCCCCUGACAGAGCCUUCUGCACCCGAUCCACUAUAUGAAGCCAACCUGUACUGUAACACUCCUGGGAUAACAGAGCGGAGUAUGGAAGGCCAUGCACCACACAACUUGAAACUGGUUUCCGUCCAAGUGAUGAUCCGUCAUGGAGACAGGUACCCAUUGUAUGCUAUUCCCAGGACCAAGAGGCCUGAUAUUGACUGUGUGCUGGAGCCAGACAGAAGCCCAUCUCAUCCUAACUUGGCAGAUUUUGUCAGUCACAUGAAUAAAGGUUCGGAAGCACAAAUGGAUGGUACUUUGAGUAGCCUGCCUCGUUUUCCAAGCCAUUCCAUUUGUGAAAUGGGAGAACUAACUCAGACAGGUGUUGUUCAGCAUCUACAGAAUGGACAGAUUCUAAAAGAGAACUACUUAAAGAAGCAUAAGCUGCUACCAAAUGACUGGACCACAAAGCACCUUUAUCUUGAAUCCACUGGAAAGAGCCGGACACUUCAAAGUGGACUGGCCUUACUCUACAGUCUCCUGCCUGGCUUUGAUUGGAAGAAGAUAAACAUUAAACACCAGUGGAGCAGUAUCUUUUGCUCUGGUCACUGUGACUGCCCUAUGAGGAACCACUAUCUAGAGGAAGAGCAGCGUCGCCAGUACAGCUAUCGAGUAAAGAACAGCCAGCUAGAGAAAACUUACAUCAGUAUGGCCAAGGUGGUUGGGGUCCCCACUCGCCAGCUAAGAGCCUCAAACCCCAUUGACUCAUUACUGUGCCAUUUCUGCCACAAUGUAAGUUUCCCCUGCACCAAAAAUGGUUGCAUUGACAUUGAGCACUUUAAGGUCAUUAAGUCUCAUCAAAUAGAGGAUGAAAAGGAGAGACAUGAAAAGCAGCUUUAUUACAAGUAUGCACUACUAGCAACCCACCCCCUUUUAAACCAGACUGUAAACCGAAUGCAGCGCAUAGCUGAAGGCAAAAAGGAAGAAGUUUUUGCCUUAUACUCUGCCCAUGAUGUGACUCUUUCCCCAGUCCUCAGUGCCAUCGGGCUCACAGAAGCCAGGUUCCCACGAUUUGCAGCUCGCUUGGUCUUUGAGCUGUGGCAGAAUUUGGAGAAAGCAAAAGAAUACUUUGUUAGGAUUCUGUAUAACGGGGAGGAUGUCACAUAUCAAACCUCAUUUUGCAGGUCCCUUGACAGGCGCUUAAGUCAGCCAAUGUGUCCUCUUGGGAAGUUUGUCAACUUUGUGAAAAAAGAAAUGUUCUCGGCUCUUAACAGCACUAGUUACUAUGAUGCUUGUCAUCAAAGGCUGUCCUAGACUAGAAUUAACAGCAAGAAGUCUAUUAAUUCAGAUUUACAUCAGCGACCAUGUACAGGAAAUAUCCUUCAUGCUUUAUUAACGUGACAUGUAAAUGUUAAUUUUGUGUUUCUGCACUGUGUUAAACAGGUUUAUGUUGACAGCUUGGAGUGCAUCAGAGCUGCCAAAUGGCCAAUUCAACUGCCAUGCAGUUUCUUUCCUUUACACAAACACAGUGUCACUUAAGUAAUUAAUGAAAGAACAUCAGCCUUAUAUAGAAAGUUCCAAGCAAUGGUUUAAUGUUGAAUUAAAUGAGCUGCAAUGUAGUAUUAUACAAGACCGAUUUAGAGAACGAAUGUAUUAAGCAUAUUUGUGCCUACAUUGU